Ambispora gerdemannii is the source of this 1320-nucleotide messenger RNA. The record is from the annotation of a GenBank genome assembly. Lineage: Eukaryota; Fungi; Glomeromycota; Glomeromycetes; Archaeosporales; Ambisporaceae.
AUGGCCCAACAAAGCGCUGUUCGUCAUUCAAGUUCUAACCCAUCUCUCCAGCCAAAAAUCCUUAGACCAUUUGACGCUGGUGAAAUCAAAAUUUUGUUACUUGAAAAUGUUAACAAAAGUGCAGUGGAAUUGCUCACGAAAGAGGGAUAUCAGGCAAAGCAACAUGCUGGAUCUCUUCAAGAAGCAGAACUCAUUAAAAAAAUUCAAAAUGUACACGCGGUUGGUAUUCGCUCAAAAACUAAACUAACAAAAAAAGUCUUGUUGGAAGCAAAGAAACUUUUGGUUAUUGGUUGUUUUUGUAUUGGUACAAAUCAAGUUGACUUGGAAGCAGCAGCGAAACAAGGAAUCUCAGUCUUCAACUCACCUUUCAGUAAUAGUCGAAGCGUUGCCGAGCUCGUGAUCGCAGAAAUAAUCGGGUUGUCACGUCAAUUGGGUGAUCGUAACAACGAGAUGCAUAGAGGUGACUGGCAUAAAGUUUCGAAUAAAUGCUAUGAAAUCCGCGGAAAGAAACUUGGCAUCAUUGGGUACGGUCAUAUAGGAUCUCAGCUUUCCGUAUUAGCGGAAGCGAUGGGCAUGACAGUGUAUUUUCAUGAUAUAAUUCAGAUAAUGCCACUCGGAUCCGCCAAACAAUUAAGUAGUCUCCAUGAGCUACUGGAACGUGUUGAUUUUGUGACCAUACAUGUGCCAGAAACCAAUGAAACCAAAGGUAUGAUCGGUGAUUCGGAAAUUAAACUCAUGAAACCUGGAAGCUAUCUGAUAAAUGCGUCCAGGGGUUCUGUUGUGCAGAUUCCAGCAUUGAUUAAAGGCUUAAAGAGUAAACAUUUAUCGGGCGCAGCGUUAGAUGUGUUUCCACGUGAGCCAGCUUCCAACGAAUCAAAUGCCUUUAAUAGCGAGUUGAAUGAAUGGACAAAAGACUUGUUGGAAUGCAAAAAUCUUAUAAUGACGCCGCAUAUAGGUGGCUCUACAGAAGAAGCACAACAUAUGAUCGGACUCGAAGUGGCAGGGUUUCUCGUAAAAUACAUUAAUAAUGGAACAUCAAUUGGCGCUGUUAAUUUUCCAGAAAUAGACCUUCGUGCUAUUCCAGCUGCCACACAAAAUUCAUGUCGUUUGUUAUUUGCUCAUAAAAAUGUACCUGGUGUAUUAAAGGAAAUCAACGAUAUUCUCUCCGAUCAUAAUGUUGAGAAACAAUUCUCUGAUUCACGCGGAGAAAUCGCCUAUUUGAUGGCCGAUAUCUCGGAUGUGACCUUAGAGGAAAUUCGAAAAAUUUACGAACAUGUCAGUACUACAAAGGCGAAUAUAUUGACAAGAAUUGUCUACUAA